AUCGCGUUUGGUAGCCCUGCUGAAAAGGCAUGCUAUCUCAAAACGGCAAUAAAAUGAAAUAAAGCGGAUCUGCGAAAAAAUUUUAUUUAACCGUGCAUCGUUUAGACUGAACUACAAAACAAGUUUUAUAUUGAUGUUGACUUUUGACUGUGAGAAAUACAUUUCUGGUACAAUUGCUCUAGUGGUUUGUUCAACAAGAGCAUACUAAUAAUUCUUAAGUAUUUACUUGUAUAUCACAUGUGUAAAGCAGUUGAAACCAAAGUAAGGAAAGUUCAAAAUUACGUAGCACUGCAAUAAUUGUUGAACCUAACCUGAAACUCAAUACUCUAAAACGGGAAGGAGAUGUCAGUUUAGCUAGUGUAAAUUAGUUAUAUUACGGACCCACUGAAUCUUUCUAAUUUUUAUAUUAUUCACGUCUUUGCUGCGUGUUAAAAGAGGGAUGCCACGCAGCAAGCGUAGAGCGCCCUCUAGCACAAAUCAUCAUACGUCUAUUGAAAUGUCACCUAGUGCCCACGAGGAGGGUAUACCAAGGCAUCCAUCAAAACGCCUCAGACAUACAUCUAGUGCAAGACGUUAUACAAAAACAGAAGAUGUCUCAAGCGCCUCAUCCUUUUCUCAAAAACGGUGUAUUACAUGGUUUAGGGAAUAUACAACACCUGACGAUUCUGACACACUUGGUCCUGAAGGAAUGGAAAAGUUUUGUGAAGAUAUAGGUGUAGAACCUGAAAAUGUAGUUAUGCUCGUCCUUGCAUAUAAAAUGAAUGCCAGACAAAUGGGUUUCUUCACACUAAGCGAAUGGUUAAAAGGCCUCUCGGAAUUACAGUGUGAUUCUAUUAGUAAAAUACAACAAAAACUUGAGUACCUAAGGAUUCAAUUAAAUGAUCCACAUACGUUUAAAGGAAUUUACAGAUAUGCUUAUGAUUUUGCUAGAGACAAAGAUCAAAGAAGUAUGGAUAUGGAAACAGCAAGAGUUAUGUUACAGUUGCUUUUAGGAAAACAUUGGCCACUAUUCACACAGUUUGCUCAGUUCCUAGAUCAGUCGAAGUACAAAGUUAUUAAUAAAGAUCAAUGGUGCAACAUUUUAGAGUUUUCUCGUACAAUCAAUCAUGACUUAUCAAAUUAUGACUUAGAUGGAGCAUGGCCAGUAAUGCUUGACGAAUUUGUUGAAUGGUUAAAAAUGCAGCGAGGUGAAGAAGCAGCAUCAACAGAAACUAGAGGCAGCUGAAACAUUUAAUAAUAAUAGUCCACUAAAAUAAAAAGAACUCAUCUCUUCUGUCA
Molecule: messenger RNA, 1278 nt
Organism: Megachile rotundata (alfalfa leafcutting bee)
Lineage: Eukaryota; Metazoa; Arthropoda; Insecta; Hymenoptera; Megachilidae
Gene: SCCRO4
Product: DCN1-like protein SCCRO4
Biological process (GO): protein neddylation
Cellular component (GO): ubiquitin ligase complex
Molecular function (GO): ubiquitin conjugating enzyme binding; ubiquitin-like protein binding; cullin family protein binding
Source: RefSeq, a predicted model, not a curated record